AUGCGCGUGGAAGUUAGCCUUGCUCCAAGAAUACAAAGGCCUCCAGGUCUGGGUGUCCGGCAUUGCCAGGCCAUUCUGACGUUCUUCUGCCAGGUCUUGAUGUUCUCCAUGCGAGUUAACCUCUCCGUGGCCAUCGUGGCCAUGACGGAUCCUUCAUCAUCCAGGCUUGGACUCGAGGUGUUACCUUGGGACAAUUCCCAGAAAGGGAUCAUCCUCAGUUCGGUCUUCUGGGGGUACAUCUUACUCCAGAUCCCUGCUGGUCAUCUUGCACGGCGUGUGGGCCCCAAGUACGUCCUACUCGGGGCCAUGACCGUCUGCUCUGUCUUUACCCUGCUCGGACCUUACAUCGCCCAGAACUUUAACUGGAUCACCUUCUGCUUCAGUCGUGUCGUUCAAGGCCUGGCUCAGGGAUUCCUCAUGCCAAGUAUCAACGUCCAUAUGUCAAAAUGGGCCCCAGAAACUGAAAGGAACAGGAUCUUCUCUUUCGUGUUUGUGGGUUCCGUGGUUGGGACUAUGGUAACUCUGUCAGUGGCUGGGUACUUGGCAGCCAGUCCCUGGGGUUGGCCCAGUAUAUUCUACGUCACAGGGAUCUCUGGAUUGUUGUGGUGCCUUAGCUGGUUGCUGAUAGGUGCUGAUACUCCCGAUUCCCACCCUACUAUAAGCGACAGUGAGAGGGACUUCAUCAAGUCUACCCUAACCUUCACUUCGGACCAAAGUAACAAAAUGUCAACGCCAUGGAAGAGUAUCCUUACUUCGACGCCGGUGUGGGCCCUGGUGACGAUGCAUCUUUGUCACAAUUGGGGCUACUGGACUUUAGCCACCAUGUUGCCGAUAUAUUUCCAUCAUGUACUCGGAUUUGAUAUUAAGAGUAAUGGGCUGAUAUCCUCUUUGCCGUACAUGAUCAAGUUUUUCCUGACGUUAAUCUUCUCCUGGACAGCUGACUACAUCAGUCAAAAACGCCUUCUUCCGCUCAACACCAAUAGAAAAAUGUGGAAUUCGAUUGCAUACUGGGGUGGCGCGGCAGGAUUGGCAGGUUUACCUUUGGUCUUCAGCGCCCCUGCGGCUUCUGCCCUCCUGACUCUCUCCGUGUCCUUGGGCGCAGGCAUGUUCUCUGGUUUCAUGACCAACCACCUGGACCUCUCCCCUAACUUCGCCGGUCUGCUCAUGGGCAUCACAAACGGUCUGGCUGCUCUAUCCUCUCUGCUGGCGCCUAUGACUGCUGGUUUUAUCGUCACUGAUGAGAGAAGUCGUGACCAAUGGAUGAUUGUGUUCUACAUAUCAUCAGUCAUCUUCUUCAUCGGCAACUCAGUGUUCGUGUUGUUUGGAUCAACAGAGCUUUCAUCGUACAAUUCUCACUGCUGGCGAGUUUCUUCUGGCUUAACACGAUGUGCUUCGACAUUUGGUGGGUUUUCAGAAAAGGAAGGGGAGCUGUUGUACUUGUACCUGCCUGUCGGUGUACUGGUGUACCUCAACAUGGCAAUGUUCAUUGGCACUUCGCUUCGCUUCAAGUCACACUUGAAGUCCACCAAGAAACUUCAGAGAGGUGACAGUAGACGACAUUGCUCAGCUGGUAACAUACUGACUACAGAGGCCCAGAGAUUCAGCUUGUACCUGAAGUUAUCCGUGGUGAUGGGGGUGACCUGGGUGUUGCAGCUCGUGUCGUUCUACUUGUACAGCGCCACCUUCAUCUCGAUAAUCAUAGACGUCGCCAACGCCCUGCAAGGGGUCGCCAUCUUCUACUUGUUCGUCUGCAAACGUAGCACCCUACAUCAGCUCAAACAGCGGCUCUGCAGCAGCCUACAGCUCGUCACAUCCGACAGUGCCAUCAAGACUAUCUCCACAUCGGGAUCCGGCUCUCGCAGACUCAACAGUGUCCAGUCCCGGGUGAGCUGCACCUCUGACCACAGUACUGACUUCAGUGGAGUCACUCUUCAGUUAACAUAGAACCUUCUCCACUGUGUAAGUUGCUCUGCUGAGAAGACAAUCAGAAGUCAGAGCUACUCCUCUUGGAAUCUGUUCAAAAGGUGCAGGUGAAAUGGUUGUGAACUUGAGAUGUUUUCAUAGAAAAUGUCAUGUCUGAAAACCAAUAAGUUAUCCAAAUUGUUAAUGUUUUGUGGCAAUACAAAGAACUCCAAACCACCUGGUUAUGAAAUUAUAACAGGAUUUGCAGACAUUUGCCAUUGUGUGUUUAAUAAAACGCAGUGGUGGAGAUACUUCUGAUGAGGCUGGUAUAAAAUUUAUCCAGCCCAUUAUUGACUCAGUCGAUGAAAGAGAAAAAGUAAUUACAAUUCUUUUAGAUAUUACCGGAGCAUUUGAUAGUGUCUGCCGUGUAAAGUUAAUAAGGAAAUUAAACAGCUUAGGUAUUUAUGUAAAGGAGCAAACAUGGUUUUAUUCCUAUUUAACAAACAGAAAAAAUAUGUAGAAAUAGAAGAAACAAUUUAUCACAAUAAAAGUCAGUAUAUGAGGGCUCAUAGAUCACAGUUGCAGACACUGUGACAUGUCUAUCCAGGUGACUAUCCUGGGACCUCUAUUGUUUUUAUGUUAUAUAGGAGGUUUGCCAGGGGUGAUGAAGGGAUUGGAUGGAUUGGAUGCUGCUGAUGAAUCAAAUGUUUUGUUUUCUGGUCAGAAGCUUGAGAAUAUUGAAAUUUCAUCAUAUAUUGUUCUAAGUAGGAUUAAGGAUCUUUGACAAAAAUAACCCUUUAUUAAAUUCAGAAAAAUAUAAUUAUAUUUAUGUUUUAUAUGUUAUUGUGACUAUUGGUCACACAAAAAAACAAUCUUUGAGAGUUUUGAAACAUUUAAAAUAUGCAGAUUCUGUUAAAUAUUUUUUUCUGAACUUAUAUGAUUUACACAUAUUUCAAUCACUAAUUUAUGUAAUUUUUGAUACUAUACUAAAAACUAAUAAACAUAGUAUAAUACUCAUAUACAUUCUUUUAAUAAACAUAUCGAUCAACACAAUCUUGAAUUUUACAAAAAGAAAACAGAGAGAGUGUGAGA
Messenger RNA from Homalodisca vitripennis (glassy-winged sharpshooter), 2994 nucleotides. RefSeq names its product putative inorganic phosphate cotransporter. Gene Ontology annotation, molecular function: transmembrane transporter activity. Gene Ontology annotation, biological process: monoatomic anion transport; transmembrane transport. Lineage: Eukaryota; Metazoa; Arthropoda; Insecta; Hemiptera; Cicadellidae. The transcript has 12 exons. The coding region runs from base 1 to 1944 and encodes 647 amino acids. Gene Ontology annotation, cellular component: plasma membrane. The record is from RefSeq and is a predicted model, not a curated record.